AUGACUACUGCUGAACACCUUGAGAUGCAGCAGGCGGAAGACCAUGCUGAAGCCGCUGCCAACCAAAUCGCCUACGAAAAGACCCUUAGCUUCGCCCAGAGCGUUCGAGUUUUCUGGCGAAGUACUCUCUGGAUCUUAUACGUCCAGCUUGUUGUUUUCGGCUAUGGUAUAGAUGGUAUCAUCGCGGGCAAUCUACUCGCGAUCCCCAAAUUUCGCGAAGACUAUGGUACUACACUCACCCAAGGCGGCACGACCAGUUACAUCAUCCCUGCCACUUGGCAGAGUCUCUACGGCGGCGUGUCUCAACUGGCAGCUGUUCUUGGAGCUGCCGUUACUGGAUGGCUGGCUGAUAAGAUCGGUCGACGAUACACCAACAUGAUCUUCUGUGCUAUUUCUAUCGUUGGAGUUGGUCUUCAGUACCACUCAACCCGCGAUGCCUCUCUUCCAAUGUUGACAGUUGGAAAAGCCAUCAAUGGUCUGUCCAUCGGCGCAUGGCUCAUCAUUGGGCCCCUGUACGCUUCAGAGGUUGCACCGCUCAAGCUUCGAGGUUGGCUCACAGCCAUGACCAACUUUAUCCAGUUUUGUGGUACUCUUCUCUUCACUGGUAUCAUGUACAAGCUUGGUCCCCGAAACGAUCGCGAUUCCUAUAUAAUCCCCUUUGUGUGUCAAUGGAUCAUCCCGGCCAUCGUUCUUCCUACCAUCUGGCUCUGCCCCGAAUCACCUGUCUGGCUGGUUCGUGCUGGGCGCCGAGACGCUGCGGUCAAAUCCCUCGAUCGUCUCCACGGCGACUCAAAGGACAUUGACAAGAAGGCCAUCCUUGCUGUUAUCGAGCAGACUAUCCAGCAUGAGCAGGAAUACCGCUCUGAGACGUCUUCUGUCUCCUACGCAUCGUGCUUCCAGAAGCGUGAUAGACAACGCACACUUAUCAGCAUGUUUAUCUACGGAUGCCAGUACCUCAGCGGUAUCAUCUUUGUUCUCGGCUACCAAUCUUAUUACUAUCAGCUAGCUGGCUUUGGUGCCCAGAUGUCCUUCUUGCUGAGCAUGUUGAACAACUGCAGCAUGUUUGUGGCCAACAUCCUUUCUUGGCCACUGUUGACUGUCGUUGGUCGCCGGCCUCUUAUUGUAUGGGGACAGUUCAUCUGUGCAAUCACGUUGUUCAUUGUUGGUGGAGCUUCUUUGCCUGGUAGUCGGUCUACGAACCUCGUCACCAUUGCCUUCAUGUUCGGCUUCGUUUACCAGAUCACCUUGGGUACAGUUGCAUGGACCGUCGUGGCAGAGAUCCCAACCUGGCGUCUCCGCUCACGAACCCAAGGUCUUUCCAACAUCGUCCUCUGUAUCGUUCAAUGGCUGAUUGGUUUCGUGUUCCCGUACAUGUUCAACCCAGAUGCCGGUAAUCUCGGUGGCAAGGUUGGCUUCAUCUUUGGUGCUACUACUCUCAUUGGAUUCGCUGGCUGCUGGAUCUGGCUUCCUGAGACCAAGAACCGAACUACUGCAGAGCUCGAUGAUCUCUACGCUGCCAAUGUCAAGCCACGACAUUUCCACAAGACUCAUCUGGGCGAGGCGGCAGGUUCUGAUGAUAAGACAGCCUAA
Molecule: messenger RNA, 1590 nt
Organism: Fusarium tjaetaba
Lineage: Eukaryota; Fungi; Ascomycota; Sordariomycetes; Hypocreales; Nectriaceae
Product: maltose permease
Exons: 3
Coding region: 1-1590 (529 amino acids)
Biological process (GO): carbohydrate transport; transmembrane transport
Cellular component (GO): membrane
Molecular function (GO): carbohydrate:proton symporter activity
Source: RefSeq, a predicted model, not a curated record